This is a messenger RNA of Cotesia glomerata, 1924 nucleotides long. Its product is annotated as dihydrolipoyl dehydrogenase, mitochondrial. Lineage: Eukaryota; Metazoa; Arthropoda; Insecta; Hymenoptera; Braconidae. Gene Ontology annotation, cellular component: mitochondrion; oxoglutarate dehydrogenase complex. The coding region runs from base 124 to 1647 and encodes 507 amino acids. Gene Ontology annotation, molecular function: flavin adenine dinucleotide binding; dihydrolipoyl dehydrogenase (NADH) activity. The transcript has 7 exons. The record is from RefSeq and is a predicted model, not a curated record.
CCUGAAAAAAAUUUUAGUAAUUUUUGAUGUUCACUGCCUGACUUUUUUUUUUAAUAAUCUGGUUGAAACAUCUGUAAAAUAAAUUUAUUCGUUUAAAAUAAAAGAUUAUUUAAAAAAGACACAAUGCAGGCUAAUUUAUGGAAUUUAGUGGCGACAGUUAAGCCUGGAAGCAUUAAACGUGUCAUAAAUCCAACACUAUCAGUUCUACAGCAGAGAAGAUACGCAAGUACCCUAGAUGCUGAUAUUGUGGUUAUUGGUGCUGGCCCAGGUGGUUAUGUUGCCGCUAUCAAAGCAGCACAGCUAGGAAUGAAAACUGUAUGUGUUGAAAAAAGUCCAACUCUUGGUGGUACUUGUCUUAAUGUAGGAUGCAUUCCAUCAAAAUCACUUUUAAAUAAUUCUCAUUAUUAUCACAUGGCUCAUAGUGGUGAUUUAACUAAUAGAGGAGUUGUUGUUGGUGAUGUAAAACUUAAUCUAGAUAAAUUAUUAGAACAAAAAGAUAAUGUUGUUAAAGCUCUAACUGGUGGUAUCGCCGGUUUGUUUAAAAAAAAUAAAGUUGAAUGGGUAAAGGGCCACGGUAAAAUAACUGGAAAGAAUCAGGUGUCUGCAUUAGGUCCAGAUGGAUCAGUUGCUACUACAAUAAAUACUAAAAAUAUUUUAAUUGCUACUGGUAGCGAGGUAACACCAUUUGGUGGGCUAGAAAUUGAUGAAAAACAAAUAGUAUCAUCAACAGGUGCUUUGUCUUUAAAUCCAGUUCCCAAGAGAUUGAUUGUAAUUGGAGCUGGUGUCAUUGGUUUGGAGUUAGGAUCCGUAUGGCAAAGAUUGGGAUCUGAAGUAACAGCCGUUGAAUUUAUGCCAACGAUCGGAGGUGCUGGCAUUGAUGGAGAAGUCAGUAAAACAAUGCAAAAAAUAUUCACCAAACAAGGUUUGAAUUUUAAACUCAGUACUAAAGUUACUGGGGCUGAAAAAACUGGAUCAGAAAUAAAAGUUUCAAUUGAGGAUGCUAAAGAUCCCAGUAAAAAAGAAACAUUGGGUUGUGAUGUACUUUUAGUUUGUGUUGGUAGAAGGCCCUAUACUCAAAAUUUGGGAUUGGAAGAUAUGGGUAUCGAAAGAGAUGAAAAAGGUAGAGUUCCUGUAAAUAAUCGAUUCCAAACUGUUGUACCUAAUAUUUAUGCUAUUGGUGAUUGUAUCCACGGACCAAUGUUGGCGCAUAAAGCUGAAGAUGAAGGAAUUAUCACUGUUGAGGGUAUAGCUGGAGGCGCUGUACAUAUUGAUUACAACUGCGUCCCAAGUGUCGUUUACACACACCCGGAAGUAGCUUGGGUUGGAAAAACUGAAGAAGAUUUGAAGAAAGAAAGUAUCGAUUUUAAAAUCGGUAAAUUCCCAUUCAUGGCAAACUCAAGAGCUAAAACAAACCUUGAGACUGAUGGUUUCGUGAAAGUAUUAGCUUGUCAGAAGACAGACAAAAUUUUAGGAGUACAUAUGGUUGGUCCAGGUGCUGGAGAGCUUAUCAAUGAAGCUGUUCUUGCUAUGGAAUACGGAGCUAGUGCUGAAGAUGUUGCACGAGUAUGCCACGCACAUCCAACAUGUGCGGAAGCUUUGAGAGAAGCUCAUUUAGCUGCUUACUUUGGCAAGCCCAUAAACUUUUAAAUAAUUCAUUAUCUACAUCUGCUUUUGAUGCAGCGAUCAGCAAGUUUAUCUAGCUUGUAUCUAGUAAACCAAACAACUUAAAAAAAAAAUAAAAAUUUUAUUAAUAAAGAAAACAUUUAGAUGCAGUACUUGAUCCAACAGUCAUUGCACCAUAUUUAUUAAAUAUUAUUUGAGGAUUGUAAAUAUCAAACCAAUUAAAUACGUCACAUCGUAUAAAUAUGUACGAUAAUUGUAAUUAUUUUAAAAGUAAUAAUAAAUUUAAUAAAAAUAAUUUAAA